Misgurnus anguillicaudatus (oriental weatherfish) is the source of this 1287-nucleotide messenger RNA. It is a transcript of the gene smim29, whose product is annotated as small integral membrane protein 29. NCBI's taxonomy places the organism in Eukaryota, Metazoa, Chordata, Actinopteri, Cypriniformes, Cobitidae. The record is from RefSeq and is a predicted model, not a curated record.
CCUUAAGCUCCGCCGUCAUCGUUUCGAUUUCAUUUCAGUAUUGUUUAUCCGUGAACGCUGACUGUGGAAGUCAGAUUAAUUGAGAACUUAAUUUUAAUAGCUGGCGGCGUUUUACAGUUGGUGAUAUUCAUCUGUUUGGAGUGAAUUUUGAUGGUGUUGUCGAUUGUGAGGUUCGGCUGGUCAUGUUUCUUUCACCCUUCUCUUCACAGUCAUUAGUGGGGGCAGAGAGACCAUGUGGGAGUCACAUGCAUGCAGAAGAUGAGCAGUAAACAGAUGAUAGGAGCACAGUCCACCUCUGAAUGAAUUACACUAUGAACAUCACCACACAGACCCCUAAGACAAUCAACGGAGAUGUUGCUGUCACCUAUGUGCUGGUCCCAUUCUUCCUCAUUACAGUGAUUGGGAUAGUUGCUGCAGUGGUGAUGUACAUAAGGAGGAAACGAAGGAUUGACAGACUACGGCAUCAGCUGCUUCCAGUUUACACUUAUGACCCAGCUGAAGAGCUAAAUGAGGCAGAACAGGAGAUUCUUUGGAAGGAGGAAGACACAAAGGUGGUACAGGGUUGGAUGAGGUCUUAUCAACAGCGGCAACCACUGCUCUCAAAGGAUCAAGAAGCAUGAAAAUGGUUCACUGACUCUAUCAUUUUGCAGUAGCAGAUUUUUCUUUGUGCAUGUUUUUGUGGUUCUGCUCUUGAGCCUUGUCAAGAACCAGAUCUUGCACAUAUUAAUUCAUGGCUUUGCAGAUUUAGAAGAUGGAGCAUUUUGAGCAAUAAACCAUUGACUUUCUAUAGCAGUUUAAAGGGAUGAGAAGAGCAUUUCAGAAAUCAUCAGGAUGCCGAUGUUAGGAUACUUGUUACCUGGUAUCAGGUCUCUUUUGCAAAUAUGGUUAACCAACUUGGCUGUCUAAACAACAUUCAGUUCCCCAAGACUUAAAAAGGAUUUUAAUCUCCCACUAUUCUGCAAAUUAAUUUAUCCUAGUUUUAAGCCUGGACUUAUUUUUUACCGGAAGGGGAUGGUUGGAGCAUUAUUUAUUUCUUAAAAGAUUAUUUAUUUCCUUUUUUUUAGUUGGGGGAUGUCCCUGGAUAAGAAUAACCCAGACAGAUUGGCAGGAAUGAUUAGGGAAAAAGAAAAUAGAGAAUGCGCUCUAAUUUUUCAUAAUGGGUGUUAGAUAAUAAACAUAGGUAAGUAUGUUUAGAACCUUCUAUUUGUAAAUGAUCUUUCCCCUGAAUAAAAGACUGUUACUGUUGACAAUUGAUUGGAUGUAAAAAGUAAACAAUCUUUACCUUAA